Cryptomeria japonica (Japanese cedar) is the source of this 1454-nucleotide messenger RNA. RefSeq names its product NAD(P)H-quinone oxidoreductase subunit N, chloroplastic. The coding region runs from base 218 to 1063 and encodes 281 amino acids. Gene Ontology annotation, cellular component: membrane. Gene Ontology annotation, molecular function: oxidoreductase activity, acting on NAD(P)H, quinone or similar compound as acceptor. The record is from RefSeq and is a predicted model, not a curated record. Lineage: Eukaryota; Viridiplantae; Streptophyta; Pinopsida; Cupressales; Cupressaceae. The transcript has 4 exons.
CCACCAUUCACAUUCAUGCAAACCCAAAACUCAAAAGCCAAAUAACAACAAAACAGGCCUCCCUCAGCUCUUCAUUACAACAAUCCUUGAGUUAUGCCCUUCAUCUACGUUAUCUUUAUUAUUGCACAUUGUGUUCAUACUAACAGCAAUGGUUUGAAUUUUAAUCACAUUCUGUUUCUUGUCAAUCUUUGUGGUUUGUAUGUAGUUGAAAAAACAGAUGGCUUGCAGUGCAGUGGAAAGCGGUACAUUUUUUUCGACUCCCAAUUUUAAUUAUCAAUAUCCACUUAAAACUAGCAAGCGUCACAUUUUCUCAGUAGCAAUUAAACCAAAAGCCCAAAGCUCUGCUAGAAUUAGCACUGCAAAGUUUGGUAGGGGUACAACAACACCCACAAGCCAAUUCAGUGCUAUAUUUAGUAGAACUACAAGAACACCCACAUGGCAAUUCAAUUCCAUAAAUGGUAGAAGUACAAGAGAAGCGCCCACAAGGAAACACACUUUCAAAGUUGAUAGGUUCGCAAGAGCGCCCACAAGGCAAUUUCGUUUGGUGAGGUGUGGAAUUGAAGACUUUGUUGGAGGGGACCUUUUGGGGUUUGAUUUGGGUAAUUGGUAUGAGGAUGUGGAGAAAUACAAGGCAAUUGCAAUUUAUCCUCCUCAUGAGGGUGGUUAUUCAGGGAGAUAUGCAACCAAGUUGAGGUAUGAAGGCUACCACUUACUCAAUCUCACUGCAAGAGGCCUUGGAGAUUUAGAGACCUACCUCACCAAAGUCCAUGCAGUUAGGCCUGCCCAUCUAGGGAAGCAACCAAUUGCACGUUUCAACAUGCCACCAGAGAUUGAUUAUAGACUCUCUUUACUUCCACCAAAAAGCAAGGGUUUGGUGCUAUGGUUAAUUGAAGCUAAGGUCCUCUCAAAAACAGAGCUACAAUUUUUGGCAUUGCUACCAACAUUACGACCCAAAGUUAGAGUGAUUGCACAAUGUGGAAACUGGCGCAAAUUUAAGUGGAAACCAUUAAGAGAGAUCAUAGACCUUCCUUCUCAGGAAAAGUUGCUUAAAGUUGAUAGCUAGAAGUGUCACUCUCUUUGUUGCCCAUAAUCAAAGGAAGUGGUGUAGGUUUAUGGGUGAUUGUUGUCCACUAUAGUUGUAUUGCCUCCUUGAUGUAUUUGUUUGUGUUGGCUGUUCUAAUUACAGCAUCUCAUAUGAUAAAACAGUCGUUUAUGAUCAUUUAUGGAAUAUUGUAAUUUGGUUCUUAUACCAGUUUGUUGUGUAUAAGUUCAAUGUACGUAUUAUUUGCAGGCAUCCAUAACAUCUCUUCUUCACUUCAUUUCAUGGAUGAUAAUUAUUGUCCACCAUAGUUGUAUUGUCUCGCUGAUAUAUUUGUUUUGUUGGCUAGUCUAAUUACAGCAUUUUGUACAACAAAACACUUACUUAUGAUCAAGUUGCACCAUUUCUUCCUCAC